GCCUCCUCCCGGUGGAUGUUGUUCACUGCUGCUCCUCCGGUCCCGGCUGGCUGUGCUGGAACGAGGAGGAGGUCAUGAAGCGUCUCGCGCCCUUUGGACCAGGAGCUGAUAAAAGGCCACUCAGUCCCUGAAGGAGGCUUAAGAUGAAGUGACUGACUGAAGAUCUCUGCUCUGGACACGCUUAUUAACUCGUAAUGCCACGGAGGUCUUGGAUUGAGGAAAAGUUCUCCAAAAGAGAGUGCGUGAAGUUUAUCCCUUUGUCUCGGGACCUGCACAGAUGUAUUCCAGUAUGUCAAGUGUGCCAAAACUUGAUCAGAUGUUGCUGUGGUCGUUUGAUGGGGGAGCACUCCUGGCAGGAUUCUCCUCCUCCGGUGUCCCUUUUCCUCGGUCCUGGACAGGACGGGGGGCAGGAGUGGUCCGUUGAGCUCCACACCAGAGCCAGUCCCACCAACGCCUAUGGGAUUGUGGACUUCAAAGACACCGCCACACGUGUGUGUCGAGCCAAGUAUGUCCGCGUCGCAGUGGACUCUAAGCCUGACCUGCUGCUGCAGCUGAUGCUGAGGGAAUGGCAGAUGGAAAGACCCAAGCUACUGCUGACCGUCCAGGGAGGCUCAGAAAACUUCACUCUGCCCCCGAAGGUCAAUCAGGCCUUCAGCAAAGGGCUGAUGGCAGCUGCCCUCAGCACAGGGGCAUGGAUACUCACCGAUGGCAUCAAUACUGGUGUGUCCAAGUACGUAGGCGAGGCCAUGAAGAAUUUUGGAGGCCACGACCUGAGAAAGAGAAACACAGUUGGCAUCACACCGUGGGGAGUGAUUGAAAACAACACGGACCUCAUAGGCAGAGAUGUAUUCAGGCCCUACCAGCCGCUGGGGAACCCUUUGAGCAAAAGGUCUUGUCUCAAUGGUUUUCACUCCCACUUCCUGCUGGUGGACGAUGGAACGCUUGGAAAGUCUGGCUGCCAGCACGGCCUCAAGAAAAAACUGGAGAAACAGAUCCAGCUCCAGAAAAUACAUCCUCGGCUGAAGCAGGGGGUGCCUGUGGUGUGUGUGGUGGUGGAAGGAGGUCCCGCCAUUGUCUCCACCGUGCUGGAUUAUGUCAGCAGUGUUCCCCCGGUGCCGGUGUUUGUGUUCGAAGGCUCGGGCAGAGCUGCUGACCUGCUGGCUUUCUUACACAAGCAGACUGCUAUGGACAGUCAGUUGGAUGCUGAUAUUGAAGAAGACUUCCUGGUGAGGAUUGAGCGUGUGUUUGCAGUGGAGAGGACAGAAGCCAGUCAUCUCUACACUCUGCUGCUGCAGUGCAUGGAUCACAGACAGUCUAUUACCAUCUUUGACUCGGAGUCGGAGGAUCACUUGGCACCAGAUGCAGCCAUUUUGACUACUGCUCUCAAAGGCACCAAGGCCAGUCCUGCAGAGCAGCUGAGUAUGGCCCUGGCUUGGGACAGGGCUGACAUUGCUCAGAACGACGUUUUGGUGUCUGGACAGCACUGGCAGGUGGGCUCUUUGGAGCAGGCCAUGCUGGAUGCUCUGGUGAUGGACCGUGUGAGUUUCGUCAAAGUGCUGAUUGAUAAUGGAAUGACAAUGAACCGCUUCCUCACUGUGGAUCGCCUUGAGGAGCUCUACAACAUGCCUCACGGACAGACACAUCACUUCCUCCGUCACCUCGUUGAAGAUGCGAAGCAGACCUCUCUUCCUUUAGGUUACCGUCUGUCGCUCAUCGAUAUGGGCCUUGUGAUAGAAGACCUGAUCGGAGGAGCGUACCGCAGCACCUACACACGAAAGCCCUUCAGAGCUGUGUACAGCCACAUGCAGGACAAAGGAAAACAAGACAGCGCUGCCUCCUUUUCCAAACCCCGCAGAGGUCUGGUGAUAAACUCGAGGAGGAGCGGGAGUCCGCAGGGCCAGCAGUUCUUCAGGACGGCUCAGCCCUACAAACACAAAGAGCGUGAUGGAUCACCAGCGGCGAGCGGAGAGGCGUCCACGUCCAGCCCAGGCCUCUGCGAUGCUUCGCUUCUGGCUUCGUUCAACUUCAACGACCUGUUUGUGUGGGCCGUGCUUCAGCAGCGGCAGCAGAUGGCCCUUUUCCUGUGGCAACACGGCGAGGAGGCUUUGGCGCGUGCCACCGUGGCCUGCAAGCUUUACCGCUCCAUGGCCUUCAAGGCACGGCAGAGCAGCAUGGACGACGACGUCACCGAGCGAUUCAAGGCCUAUUCGCUUGAGUUCGGUCAGCUGGCGGUGGACGUGUUAGACUGUGCAUUUCGCCAGAAUGAGCAAAUGGCCAUGAAGCUGUUGACUUCGGAGAUGGAGGCAUGGAGUCAUUUCACCUGUCUGCAGAUGGCCGUGUCCUCAUGUCACAGGCCGUUUGUUUCACACUCCUGCACACAGACUCUCCUCACCGAUCUCUGGACUGGUCCACUCAACAUGAGGAAAAACUCCUUUCUGAAGAUCAUUCUGAGCCUCCUUCUGCCUCCCGCCAUCUUAUUGCUUGAGUUUAAAAGCAAAGCUGAAAUGUGCCACGUCCCACAAACACAUGAGAUUAUUCUGUUUGGACUUGACCCGGUGAAGCCUGACACAGCUGAGACAACUGAUCACACGGACGGCGAGGAUGCGGAGCGAGGCUUCUCCUUCCAUGACAGAUAUCUCGGCCCUGUGGCGGACACCAUGUCCUCCAUCACUCUGCAGUGUCUGUCCUGGCUCACAAAGCUCUAUGAUUUCUACACAGCUCCUGUCGCCAAGUUCUGGUUUCACACAAUCUCCUACUUGGCCUUUCUGAUGGUGUUUUCCUACGUGGUCCUGGUGAAGAUGCAGGCAUACCCCAGUGUUCAGGAGUGGAUGGUCAUAGCGUACAUCUUAUCCACCGCAGUGGAGAAAAUCAGAGAGGUUAUGAUGUCUGAACCGAGGAAGCUGAGUCAGAAGCUGAAGGUUUGGUUCUCUGAGUACUGGAACAUCUCAGAUUUCACCGCCAUCCUCCUCUUCAUGGCCGGACUGACCAUGCGCUGGCACGCUGAGCCCUACCGGACAGCCGGGCGCAUCGCGUACUGUCUGGACAUCAUCUUCUGGUUCGUCAGAGUCAUGGACCUGCUGGCUGUCAAUCAGCACGCUGGCCCUUACCUCACCAUGAUCACCAAGAUGACCAGUAACAUGUUCUUCAUCGUGGUGAUGAUGGCGAUCGUGCUGCUGAGCUUCGGCGUGUCCAGGAAAGCCAUCCUGUCCCCAGAUGAGGAGCCGUCCUGGAGUCUAGCCCGAGACGUCGUGUUCCAGCCCUACUGGAUGAUCUAUGGAGAAGUCUACGCAGACGAGCUAAAUCGCUCAAGUGCCAUGACGCAGGUGGAUGGACACAAGCACCAGCAUCCAGCAGCAUGUAAGGACGGGGAGACGUGCCCCUCAGUAGCUUUCCUCUCGCCGAUCCUGCAGGCCGUUUACAUGUUCUUCCAAUAUAUCAUCAUGGUCAACAUUCUCAUUGCCUUUUUUAACAACAUCUACUUCGACAUGGAAUCAACGUCCAACAAGCUGUGGAAGUACAACCGCUAUCGGUACAUCAUGACCUACCUGGAGAGGCCGUGGCUCCCGCCUCCUCUCAUCCUCUGCAGCCACUUCACAUUAGGACUAAGGGCCAUCUAUCGAAAACUCAGUGGAGUCUCUGAAAGAGAAGAGAGAUGUUCUGGACUCAAGCUUUAUCUGGGCCCUCAGGAUCGUAAAAAGCUGCAUGAAUUUGAAGAGAGAUGUGUGGAGGCCUACUUCUAUGAGAAGAGUGAAGGUCUCCACAGCACUGAAACCAGCAGGAUCAGAGCCACAGCUGAAAGAGCAGAGGAGAUGUGCAAGAUGGUGGGCGAGGUCUCAGACAAAGUCAACUUCAUUCAAGGCGGCCUAUCGGAGUUGGACUGUCAGCUGGGUCAGCUUCAGGACCUUUCCGUUCUGGCCGUGGACACCCUCACUCUGCUCUCCGCUUCCGACAGCCUGCAUCAAGACGGGACUCGCCUGGCUCAGUGUAAAGUCCUCGCACCGUCCCGGCACGCCGUCCCUCACAGUUGGAGUCUCCCACAGUGGCACGGAGCGGACUGGGAUGUUCCUAACGUCCGGCGCCUCGUGGCCAAGUCUUGUAAAAGCACUCCGCCUUCCCUGCUGAAGGGCUGCACUGCGGCGAGCAGACGCCCGUCACAAGAGUUUCAUGCGGGAACCCGGGGAGGCAGACAUGGACACACCGAUGAGGGAGAGGACAGAAUAAAGGAGGAUUCACAGUCUCCUGCUAAACACCAUCACGCCGAGAGCUGGAUGGGGCUUUCCAGAUCGAGAUCCCAUCCUUCCUUCGCUCAUUUUUACGGUUCGGGACUUCACGCCACUGUUCAGGAUCAAACUCCCUGUGGAUCCUGUGAACCGUCCCACUGCGGGUCGCCCCUCUCUCCCAGAGGACUGGAGUCACCUCAUCCUAAACUAUGGACAUGUGAGCCUUAUUUAUAUCCUAGUCAGGAGGAAACCUCUAUGGAUGAGGGAGAGGAAGGGGUGGAGGAAGAAGGUGAAGAUACGGAAGAGCUGACAGAGCAACAGAAACCACAGUCGAAUGUUUUAAGCAGAGCCUCCAGUAAAGCUCUCCUGCUGUCUGAUCCUCGAGACAUCCCCAAGGGUUUGAUAAAUCCCGCCUUUUCUCUGGGUGAUAGCCAACCAGCUUCCCGACCCAGAUAUUCCGUCCACAGCAGAAGACCCACGAAGUCCCCGAGGUGGGCCUGUGUGUCCAGAGACCGCCCUUACGGGCCCUGCAGGUCUCUGUCUUCCAGUGUGGAGAACGUCACGUUUUCUGGAGCAGCCCUCAGUGUGAUGAGGGGAUCGUUUCCUUCUCUCAACAAACCGCUAAACAAAGAGAGUUUGUCUGGCGGGAGGAGCUUUAAAGAUGGUGCAGCUCAACAGUGCAGCAGGAGCCAAGAGUGGUACAAGUCCUCAGACUUCAUGCACGUCGUGGACAGUCGAGGCAAAAGCCCGAGCAGGAAGACCGUGAAGAUACAGGAAAGUGCUCCAGAUCCGGCGACCAUGCAGUCCCAUCUGUCUGAUGCCUCCUGGAGACAUGCUCAAAGGUUAAGAGGCGAGCCCACGUGUUGGUCGGCUUCAACCAGCCUCAGUCAGCUCAAUUUUGAACCCAUGGAUCUGUUGCAGAAACAGGUUUUUUCCUCUAAGAAGGAUAUGUGGACUCCUACUCACUCAGCAUGGAACAGCUGGGCCAUAUCCGUGAGCCGCAGGUCUUCUUUGCAGAGUUCCAUGGCACCCGAAGCCAAAAGCUCAUCCUUCCAGUCCACUGACAAUUUGUAUCCACACUACUCAGCCAUGGAGAGAAACAACCUGAUGAGACUGGCUCACACCAUCCCCUUCACCCCUGUUUCACUUCUGGGAGGUGAGGUGGUAAGCGUCUACCUCCUGGAGGAAGUUCCCUCCGAUGCCGACCCUCAAUCCGGCUCCGUCACUUCCUGGUCGUCACGAGGCCUUUCUGCAAUGCUGCAGCCCGUCUCCAGUGAGGAGGGCUCCCUGGACGGGGGUCUCCGGCGGGGCUGCAGGAUGCUGUGCACCUGGGCGGAGCAGGAGGUGCUCAAACCGGGCCUCAUAUACAUCGUCAAGGCGUUCAGGCAGGAGGUGGUCCGUGCAUGGCAGAAGUAUUUCCAUGACGGCACGGCGUUGCAGCUCUGUUUAAGGGAAAUCCAGCAACAAAGGGCGGCUCAGAAAAUGAUGCAGAUGUUUAACCAGGUCAAACCCGAUGACAUGUACCACUCGCCAAGAUUUCUGGAUGUGUCGCUGGUUCUCUGGCAUUCGACUGGCCAGUGGCUGACUAUUGAGAGGAACAUGUCUGGAGAAUUCAGGAAAUACAACAACAACACAGGGGAGGAGAUCACCCCCUGCUGCUCGCUGGAAGAAAUGCUGCUCGCCUUCUCCCACUGGACCUUCGAGUACUCGCGCCGAGAGCUGCUGGUGCUCGACAUACAAGGAGUGGGAGAGGAGCUGACUGAUCCAACUGUUAUCAUGGCAGAUGACCAAAGCGGCGGCAGGAGCGAGAUGCUUUUCGGUCCCGAUAACCUCGGAGACGCUGCGAUCAACGGUUUCCUUCAGAAGCACUCCUGUGGCUUGUGCUGUCACAAACUGGGACUAAAAGAUUUAAGGACGCGUCCGGACAGCUGUGAGAGCAGCGGCGAGGAAGAGCCGGUGUCAAGGAAAGACGAAGAAGACGGCGAUGCAACCUCUGACUGAGGACCAAGGGACAAGAGGACAGGUGCAUUUUUUUUUACUUACACAGAUGUUGUGUUGGUGCUGACUCAGGACAGCCGCUGACCCUUUGCAGUCAAAAGAUUGAGAUAAUAUAUAAAAGGUUAAUGUCAAGGCUCUAAGUUAAGCUCCAAUAAUUAUAAAUGUGCAAUUAAAGGCUUUCAAGCACAGGCCCUCAAUGCACCACAUUGUAAUUAAGGUUUUUUGCAUUGUGAUUUUUUUUUUUUAAAUAUAAAUUCUUGAAUUAGAGCUGGCUUUAAAAACUUUUGAUUUUUUAAUGGAUAUAAUUGCACUAACACGACUGAUAUAAUUUAAUAGCUAAUAGUUGAUGUGUUGUUUUAAUAAGAAUGAAACAUUUCUUGAAACAUUGAACAAAAUGUGUGCAUGAUUCAGAAAAACAAGCCAGAAAUGCACCCAUAAAAUUUCUUUUAUUUUUUUUUUUCUUCCCACAACAAAAUGUCUACAAAAGCGAUAAAAUAUAGAAUUUAACAAAAAUCACGUCAGACCUUCACAUUGUAUAUACAUCUCAAAGGAGGACUCACUAAGGCCCCUGCAUAGCUCUGAACUUCAACCCAGUCUGAUCCAUCAGCGGAGGGUGUUUGUGACUCUGGUUAUUGCAAAUGCACACAUACACACACGCACACACCCAUACACACGCGCGCACACACAAAAUUGAAGAGUAGAGUUCAUGGAUUUGUACGCAGAGUUAGAGUUCAGAGUCUGGCAGAGUCCUCACCAAAAGAAAAAAAAAAAAGAAGCAUAAAAUGUAAAAACGGUUUGUCAGUGUAAUCAAAUACACAUUUUCCUUGGAGUUCCCCUUUUGAUUGGUUUCUCAUGUAAACUCACACAGUAAAGCAUCUACGCCCCACUCUGCCAAUCCUUCAUCUUCUCACCAGCUAUGGCACUUUGAAAACAAACAAAAUGUCCUGUACUUUAUUAUUUUUUUUGUAUUUUUUUGUAUUUUUUUUUUGUUUUCUUUUGCUGUUCCGUUUUGUUAGUCCUGUGUAAAAGAGGUUCUGCAGCUCAAGCACCUUUCAGGUUUCGCGCUACAGAUUGCUACAUUUUGUUUUAUUUGCUCUUGCUGGGACGCAACGACAUUCUAAAGAAUAAAUUAACAAUUUUCAACACUA
Molecule: messenger RNA, 7366 nt
Organism: Salarias fasciatus (jewelled blenny)
Lineage: Eukaryota; Metazoa; Chordata; Actinopteri; Blenniiformes; Blenniidae
Gene: trpm6
Product: transient receptor potential cation channel, subfamily M, member 6
Exons: 41
Coding region: 195-6221 (2008 amino acids)
Biological process (GO): protein tetramerization; protein phosphorylation; metal ion transport
Cellular component (GO): plasma membrane; apical plasma membrane
Molecular function (GO): protein serine/threonine kinase activity; ATP binding; monoatomic cation channel activity
Source: RefSeq, a predicted model, not a curated record